Messenger RNA from Caenorhabditis remanei, 2547 nucleotides. RefSeq lists its product as uncharacterized. Bases 1 to 2547 code for a protein of 848 amino acids. The record is from RefSeq and is a predicted model, not a curated record. The transcript is spliced from 13 exons. NCBI's taxonomy places the organism in Eukaryota, Metazoa, Nematoda, Chromadorea, Rhabditida, Rhabditidae. Gene Ontology annotation, molecular function: ATP binding; protein kinase activity. Gene Ontology annotation, biological process: protein phosphorylation; signal transduction.
AUGUCUGCAAUGGCAGUUCUCUAUUCCGUGUGCCACUUCCAUGGUGGAUGGAGUCGACGGAAGUCAGCACCGAAGUCUCCUGUCACGUCAUCUCAAACGCCAUCAUCGUCAACACGUCGCCGAAUGAGCCGAAUAAAUUUGAAAAAAUCGUCGGCGGCGACGACUCCGACGAGUCCACAUUGCCCGUCUCCGCGGCUGAUUAGCCUGCCGAGAUGUGCAUCGUCAUCUAUUGAUCGGAAGGAUCAAGCAUCUCCGAUGGCAAGCCCUUCAACUCCACUAUAUCCUAAGCAUAGCGACAGUCUUCAUUCACUGUCUGGACAUGAUCACUCUGGAGUAGGGACAAGUGACAAAGAACCACCAAAGUUCAAGUACAAAAUGAUUAUGGUACAUUUGCCAUUUGAUCAACAUUCUAGAGUUGAGGUUCGACCCGGUGAAACAGCUAGAGAUGCAAUUUCGAAAUUGCUCAAAAAACGAAACAUCACACCUCAGUUGUGCCACGUGAAUACGUCACCGGAUCCAAAACAAGAAUCAAUUGAUUUAUCGUUGACAAUGGAAGAAAUAGCCUCGCGUCUCCCGGGUAACGAGUUAUGGGUUCAUUCGGAAUAUCUCAACACAGUAUCUUCUAUAAAACAUGCAAUUGUUCGGAGAACGUUUAUUCCACCAAAGUCGUGUGAUGUGUGCAAUAAUCCGAUAUGGAUGAUGGGGUUUCGAUGUGAAUUUUGUCAAUUCAAAUUUCAUCAACGAUGCUCAUCAUUCGCUCCUCUCUACUGUGAUUUGCUACAAUCGGUGCCGAAGAAUGAGGAUCUUGUCAAACAACUAUUCGGGAUAGCAUCGGAAGUCGAAGGCCCGGACAGAUCAGUCGCCGAAAUCGUGCUUGCGGGUCUUGCACCAACGAGCGGACAAAGUCCAGCGGCGACACCAGACAGUUCUCAUCCAGAUUUGACGAGUAUUAAGCGAACGGGUGGUGUCAAAAGGCAUCCAUUGACAGUAUCUCCACAGGCAGAAACGGCUCAAUUGUCACCUGCUGGACCAUAUCCACGGGAUAGAAGCUCUUCUGCACCAAACAUAAAUGCAAUCAACGAUGAAGCGACAGUGCAGCACAAUCAACGUAUUCUUGAUGCACUGGAAGCUAAACGGCUGGAAGAAGAGUCAAAAGACAAAACGGGAUCAUUACUUUCAACGCAAGCACGUCGGCCGCAUUGCUAUAGUGGUGGACAUAUUUUGCCAGGUGCUCGAAUGAAUCGUUUGCAUCCGCUUGUCGAUUGUACACCGCUUGGUUCCAAUUCUCCGUCUUCAACAUGCUCUUCGCCUCCUGGCGGUCUAAUCGGCCAACCGUCAAAUGUUACGGGAUCAACCACUUCAUCUCUUGUCGCUGCCCAUCUACAUGCUCUUCCACUGACGCCACCACAAUCAGCGCCUCCACAAAAGAUAUCACCCGGAUUCUUCCGAAACCGAAGCCGAUCGCCUGGAGAACGCAUCGAAGCCCAAAGAUCUCGUCCACCACAGAAACCACAUCAUGAAGAUUGGGAAAUUUUGCCAAAUGAGUUCUUGAUACACUAUAAAGUCGGAUCUGGUUCAUUCGGUACCGUGUAUCGGGGCGAAUUUUUCGGAACCGUUGCUAUCAAAAAAUUGAAUGUUGUGGAUCCGUCGCCUUCGCAAUUGGCUGCAUUCAAAAAUGAAGUCGCAGUGCUCAAGAAGACUCGUCAUCUCAAUGUUUUGUUGUUCAUGGGAUGGGUUAGAGAGCCAGAGAUAGCAAUUAUCACGCAAUGGUGUGAAGGAUCCAGUUUGUACAGGCACAUUCAUGUUCAAGAACCUCGCGUUGAGUUCGAAAUGAGCGCCGUUAUUGAUAUACUGAAACAGGUGUCCCUUGGCAUGAAUUAUUUGCACUCAAAGAACAUUAUACAUCGUGAUCUUAAAACGAACAACAUAUUCCUCAUGGACGAUAUGUCAACUGUCAAAAUAGGAGAUUUCGGUUUGGCAACUGUCAAAACGAAAUGGACUGUCAACGGAGGUCAACCACAACAACAGCCAACUGGUAGUAUAUUGUGGAUGGCUCCCGAAGUAAUCCGAAUGCAAGAUGAUAAUCCGUAUACGCCACAGUCGGAUGUGUAUUCAUUUGGAGUCUGCAUGUACGAAAUUCUCUCCUCACACCUUCCAUAUUCCAACAUUAACAACCGAGAUCAGAUACUUUUCAUGGUUGGUAGAGGAUAUUUGAGGCCGGAUCGAACGAAAAUUCGUCAUGAUACGCCAAAGAGUUUGCUCAAGUUGUAUGACAAUUGUAUUAUGUUCGAUAGGAAUGAGAGACCAGUUUUCGGAGACGUUCUCGAACGUUUGCGCGACAUUAUUCUACCUAAACUGACACGUUCUCAAUCAGCACCAAAUGUUCUUCACUACGAUUCGCAGUAUUCUGUGAUGGAUGCCGUUAUGAGAAGUCAAAUGGUAUCUUCUACAUACAUUCCACCUGCAACUGCAAAAACACCACAAUCCGCUGCAGCAGCUGCAGCUGCCAACAAAAAGGCAUAUUACAACGUCUACGGACUUAUUUAG